This is a messenger RNA of Phycodurus eques (leafy seadragon), 5839 nucleotides long. RefSeq names its product MAM and LDL-receptor class A domain-containing protein 1-like. Gene Ontology annotation, cellular component: membrane. The coding region runs from base 604 to 5589 and encodes 1661 amino acids. The transcript has 39 exons. Gene Ontology annotation, molecular function: protein binding. The record is from RefSeq and is a predicted model, not a curated record. NCBI's taxonomy places the organism in Eukaryota, Metazoa, Chordata, Actinopteri, Syngnathiformes, Syngnathidae.
GAGUGGAUAGAGAGUGUCGACCAAGCUUGUCUUGAGCUCUGGCACUGGGCCAGAGGCUGGAGUGAAGAGAAACCAUCAGAUGUUACGCUGACUGUAUUUGUGAACGAGACCUCUGGCCUGCGUCAAAUUUGGAACACAAGAGGAUUCCUCAAUUCCACAUGGAUCCAAGACAAGGUUGAUUACAGUGCAUCGGGGCCUCACCAGAUUAUCUUGCAAGCCAGCAGUCUAAGCUCACAUUCAAGCUUUUCCCUUGAUGAUGUCCACAUCAUAAGGAACAAGUCAUGUCAUGAUGUUAUCCCCACCACCACCCCGAAUCCUGCCACCACCACGACUGCUACUCCAGAGUCUGGGGUGCACUGCACUUUUGAACAAGAUCUGUGUAACUGGCUCCAAGAGGUCAACGAUGAUUUCAACUGGACCCUCAGUAGAGGACUGGAAGUGGACGAGCCAUGGAACGGACCUCUGUACGAUCACACUGUAGGAAAUAACCAAGGAUUUUAUUUACUUAUAAAUGGCUCUGGAUUCAGUGAAGGUGAGAGGGCAAGCAUCUCUGCUGACGUCAGCCAUUCGACAUCACAAAUUUGUCUUGGGUUCUGGUAUUACAUGUUGGGGCCUUCGGUGUCCACCAUUGAUCUGCUGGUUGAGAGAAAAUCCUCCAAAGAGUUGGUUUGGACUCGCAGAGGGACGCAGAAUCCAGAAUGGAUCAAUGCACAAGUAACCAUCAACUUGGAGGAAAUGACGCGGGUGAUCUUCACUGGUCAGAGAAACAGUAACAGUGAGGGAUUUCUUGCGCUUGAUGACAUCACUGUGAGCAAUGGGGCCUGCAAGAAGCAGAGUGUCUGCGGGUUUGAUUCUGGCUGGUGCGGAUUUGAGAAAGACGUUGGUCACGUGGGUCAGUGGAGCCGUGAAAGAGGCACAAAAGACAACAUGGAUCACACCUAUGGAACCGAGAAUGGUUACUAUAUGACUGUAUUAAAGUCCAAUUCGGAACAACUUGAAGUCGCUCAGCUGUUGUCACCUAACUUCAACUCGCCUGUGGAGAUGUGCGCGCGGUUCUGGUACCGAUUGCCCGCUGGAGCAUCAAACAUGCUGUCUGUCCAUGUGCGGAGCAGCGAACUGGGUAAGGCCCUUUGGCAGCGGUCUGGAGCUCCCUCUUCGGACUGGGAGGUGGCAGCGGUCACAGUGUUUUGGCCAACAAAGUUCAAGGUGGUGUUUAGGGCAUCCCAUGAAGCAGGCAUGAAUUCCACAGUCCAACUAGAUGAUUUUUCUGUGACGGAAGGAGCCUGCAAUCCCAUGGCCAACUGUGACUUUGAAUCAGGACCCUGCAACUGGCUCAACAUGCCCACUGAAGACGGACACAGCUGGGUGCUGGCCAAAGGGGGCUUCCAUGGUCCACCUGCGGACCACACCAUUGAAUCGCCAGAAGGUCAUUUCUUGUUGAGCUUAUCACCACACACAACCGGCCGCAGCGUGGCUCAGAUAGCAUCCGAAUGGAUCCAACUCAAAGACGCCCCGGCCUGCCUCGCCCUAUGGUACCAUAUGGAUAGCGGUGAGCCUGGGACCUUGCGUGUGCUGAUUCGCUCAGACCUGCCCGAGGACGAGGUAAUCUUCCAGAUAAACAGCAGCAGUGGACACAAAUGGAAGAGCUUCUCUCAAAGUUUAAAGCAGAGCAAACCUUUCUGGUUACUGAUCGAAGCAGAGACGAACAAAGGAGGCUUCUUUGCCAUCGACGACAUCAGUCUCACACCAGGUCCUUGUCAAGUGAAUGAAACAAUUUCGAUGUUCGAGGGCUGCACGUUUGAAAACGACACAUGCGGAUGGGAGGACGUCAGUGUUGGCCAGGGUCAGUGGGAAAGAGGAAGGAACGCCACUGGGAACGCUGGACCGUCUGUCGAUCACACACUGGGCACAGCGCUUGGCUGGUACGUCUCGGUGAUCCCGUACAACGGUGACCACAUAAGCCCUGCUGCCUUGAAGAGUCCCGUCAUGAAACAGGCCAGCGCCGCCUGCACACUCAAUUUCUACUACAACAUGUAUGGAGAAGAGUUGAAGGUGCUACUCAGCGAAAGCUCUCGUACCACCGUCCUGUGGUGGCAGUCGGGCAGCGGUGCCGAUUCGUGGCAGGUCGGUGAGGUAACAGUCGGUAGAAGGCGUCAAGACUUCACCGUCCUCUUUGAAGCCACCCGCGCUUUCGUGAAGCCAGGCCAUGUCGCCGUCGAUGACAUUAACUUCACCAGCUGCAACCUGCCAGAGCCCCAACCUGUGUGCCACGAAAAUAUGUUCACAUGCAAUAACAGCGUGUGCGUGGAGAAGAACCGAGUGUGUGACUUCACAGAUGACUGCGGCGAUUGGACUGAUGAGAGCAACUGUGAGCAACAAGGUGUGACUGAGCGCUGCAGCUUCGAACAAGGCCUGUGCUCUUGGACUGAAAGCAACUUGGACGAACCUGGAGCCAGAUGGACCCGAAGAAAAGGUCAAGAUGCUUGGCCGGAAGCUGGACCCCCCAGGGAUCACACCCUCAACAAUGCUGCGGGGAACUAUAUAACUCCAGGGACUCACCUUACAGAGAGGGGGCAGAUAGUUGAGAUUCUCUCCAAAACAUUACUUCCUAGCAGAAAUUGCACGAUCAGAUUCUUCUACUACAGCCUGCAAGACGCCACAGGAAAACUCUCAACACGGUCCAGGAUGUUCCGCUCCGGUACCGACGACAUCGUGUUGUGGCUCAGGACAACCUUGCACAGCUACAACUGGCAGAGGGCAGACGUAAUUUUCUCCUCCUCUGUCAAGUGCAAGAUUGUGUUUAGGUACGAGCUAGGCACUGGGAACACAGGACACGUUGCGUUGGACGACGUGUCCUUCUCCAAGGAGUGUGCCUUUGACCCUCACAAUAGCCCACUGCCUGACACAUCGCCCACUUCGGCCUCCCCGACCACACCUGCAACCUCCUCUGCACCCACCAGCCCGUGUCAAGAUAAUGAGUUCUUUUGUUGGCGCUCAGCAGGAGAAAUGUGUAUCCUUUCCAUGUUAAAGUGUGAUUAUCGCCUCGACUGUCCCAAGGGGGAGGAUGAGGAUGGCUGCGGUAGGUUGCAUGUUAUAGCCACAGUUUUUCUUUUUUUAUUAAUCACCAUCGGCUGCUGCAUCUCAUCAAACGGGAAACAGCAGCUGCGUUGUUGUUGUCAAGCUUUCCCUUCUGUUAGGUGUUGUUCUCGAAAAGUAUAUGACUCAGGUGCGCUUCCCCUUGUUGUUCCCGACAUGCUUACUCACACUCGGCCCUCGCAUGUUGCAGGUCCGUGCACCUUCGAGAGGGACCAAUGCGGCUGGACGGACCUUGGUCAGUCGCAGAGGACGUGGCGCAGGCAGAAGGCCGGCGGCAGCGCUUGGCCGCCCACCGAUCACACCACACACACAGGCUUCUACAUGAGCGUCAACUCUAGUCAGGCGUCUGUGCCGAGCGAGGCCCGACUCCAGAGCUCCCGUCUCCCGCCCUCGUCGCCCUACUGCCAGAUUAUGUUUCACUUCCACAUCAGCGCCGAGUGUGCUGGCUCACUUCGAGUGCUGACGCGGCACGCCGGUGGAAGUGAAGCAAUCCUGUGGUCACGCAGCCGCAACACCGUCCCCCACUGGAUGCCCGAAUCUCUGCCCCUGGGGCCUCACCUGCUGUCGUACGAGGUUAUGUUCAGUAGCUGGAAUAAUGGAACUCGAGGAGACACCGCCGCCGCGACUGAUGCUUGCGUUGUCGCUGUGGACGACAUCUCCUUUCUCAACUGCCACCAGUCCUUCCGUCCUCCAGCCCUCUCCGUUUUCGGUUGCGCUUUUGAAGAAGGUCUUUGCGUUUGGACGCAGGGGGCCGACGACCAGCUGGACUGGCUCACUAGGUCGGGUCCGACGGACACACCCAACACCGGGCCUGCAGGCGACCACACGACGGGAAAAGGGAACUACAUCUACAUAGAGGGCUCCCUUCCAAGUGCAAAGAGUGACGUUGCCCAGCUCAAGUCUGCACUGCUGCCACCUGCAGUUCAACAGGGAUACUGUCUCAUGUUUUGGUACCACAUGUUUGGAGCCACUGUGGGUUCUUUACGACUGUUCCUACUGACAGCUGAGUCAAUGGAGAAAACUCUGGUGUGGCAAAAAUCAGGAAACCAAGGGGAUGAGUGGCAUGUGGCGCAGAGUCACGUGACCCUGCAGCGUGUCCACCAGGUGAUCGUGGAGGCCAGCGUGGGAGGCGAGGCGGGCGACAUUGCCAUCGAUGACAUCUCGCUUCUCCCCGGCGCAUGCCCCGCCUCUGAUGUAUGUGAUUUCGAGGAGGGAAGCUGUAACUGGCAACAGCAGAGCGACGACGAUGCCAACUGGAUCCGACACUCGAGCGCCACCCCGAAUCCCAACACGGGCCCCGAUAACGACCACACCACCAACACGCCCGUGGGGCACUACUACUACCUGCCCUCCUCCAACCAGGACAUCUCUCGUCAGACCGCCUCUAUGUUGUCACCUGUUUACCCCCCAGAAAAAGGAGCUUGCGUACAGAUGUGGUACCACAUGUACGGCAAGGGCGUUGGCACGCUGAACGUUUAUCAGCAGAGCGAAGACGGGGUACGAGCUCUGAUUUUCUCCCAGGCAGGUGACCAACGCAGCCUGUGGAGGUUCGCUCAGGCUGCGCUUCAGCCUCGGGUUCAACCAUAUAGGCUCGUGGUGGAGGGUGUGAAGGCCGGUCCGACCCAGGAGGGCGACGUGGCCUUUGAUGAUGUCCACGUGUCGGACGCCAAGUGCCCCCCGCACGACGCCUGCGACUUCGAGCUCAACAUGUGCAGCUGGAGUAAUGUUGGUGAAGGAGUGGACCAGAACGACUGGCUCCGUGGUAGGGGAGCCUCCCCGAACCCCAACACGGGACCUGACAUGGAUCACACCACAAACGUGCCAUAUGGUUACUAUCUGUACGUGGACAGCUCGGUUGGUCAGUGGGGCGACGCCUCCUUCCUAAUCAGUGAUGUGCUCCAACCGGCCACUAGAGGGCAUUGUCUCACGUUCUGGUACCACAUGUUUGGUCCUGAUGUUGGGACUCUUCGAGUCUACAUUAAUGACAGAAAAACGCACGACAGCGGUAACGAGGAAGGCAUUCAGAAGUGGGUCGAGAUUGGAAACAAGGGAGACAAGUGGCUGAAGGCCAGUGUGUUUGUUGAGCACCACAGUGCAUUCUGGUAUGUGUUUGUGUAUCAGAGGGGGGAGAUCGCAGGUGGGGACGUUGCCCUGGAUGACAUCACCGUGCUCCGUGGACCCUGCUACACCGAGCCCACCGUUGACCCUGUCGAUAAUAACACUGAUAUGUUGUCUUUGGGCCUCGCUGUGGGUCUGACUGUCCUUGCUGGAGUAGCCAUCUUGAUCUUCCUUAUUAGAUUGAACUUGAAGCACUGUGCAAAGAGCGGGUCAUCUGGGACGAGCAACAAUGUUCUCGGUCAGAACUCCGUGUUUGACCUCUUUGACUGCAGAAUAAAUGGCACAGAGGAUGGAAGUGUAUCUAACAUGUCCUUCUUUAACAAUCUGUACAAUGGCUCUCCUAGUGCAACCAACACUGACUCUUCGAGGGCCUAGCAUCAACAUCCUUUUGUUUGGUUAAGCAGUCUAUUCCAAACAUGUAAAAGGAGGAGAAGGGAAGUUUUAUGAUAAAAGAUACAAUAGUUUUGGUUGUGUGUUAUAGUUAUGAUCUAUCUGUUAGUCAUCAAGGUGCAAUUAUUUUGAAUAUAUCAAGAGUCGAUGUGUUUUCUUUUUUCUUUCAGAUUGGAGCAUCUUGUCCUUUUUCUUAUUAAUCAAAUAAAGAACCCCUGAAUUGUCUUUUUAAUUA